This is a messenger RNA of Lycium barbarum (goji berry), 1328 nucleotides long. RefSeq names its product tryptophan synthase alpha chain-like. Gene Ontology annotation, biological process: L-tryptophan biosynthetic process. The coding region runs from base 139 to 1077 and encodes 312 amino acids. The record is from RefSeq and is a predicted model, not a curated record. Gene Ontology annotation, molecular function: tryptophan synthase activity. NCBI's taxonomy places the organism in Eukaryota, Viridiplantae, Streptophyta, Magnoliopsida, Solanales, Solanaceae. Gene Ontology annotation, cellular component: cytosol; chloroplast. The transcript is spliced from 9 exons.
CCAAUCUGGCCAUCUUUCAUAAAUCCAGCCACUUGAGUGUUACAGUAGACCGUAUAAUAUACCCAGUGAGUGCUUUCGCCGCUUUUUCUCAUCAAUCUCAAAUUUAUUUUUUUCAGUAGAAAGCAAAUUCUUAAUGGUAUGGCAUCUUUUCUGAAAGCAACCCAUUUCAUUAGUUCAAAUAACAAGCUCCAAAAUCACCCUUUUCCUCAUUCAUAUACCCAAUCUCUCAAGAUUUCUACUUCCCGCAAACCUCCCAUGGCUGCCCUUAGCACCAAUGCAACUGUUGGUCUUUCUGAAACUUUCAUUCGAUUGAAACAACAAGGCAAAGUGGCAUUAAUUCCAUACAUCACUGCUGGAGAUCCUGACCUGGCAACAACUGCAGAGGCACUGAAAGUGCUGGAUAAAUGUGGUUCAGAUAUCAUAGAACUAGGAGUGCCUUAUUCUGAUCCGUUGGCUGAUGGGCCAGUCAUCCAGGCUGCUGCUACACGAUCACUGAGUAAAGGGACCAACUUCGCCAAAGUUAUAUCAAUGUUAGAAGAUGUUGUUCCUCAGUUGUCCUGUCCGGUUGCCUUGUUCACGUAUUAUAAUCCAAUACUUAAGCGCGGUGUUGAAAAGUUCAUGGCCACUGUAAGAGAUACUGGUGUACACGGACUUGUUGUUCCAGAUGUCCCUCUAGAGGAAACUGAAAUGUUGAGAAAGGAAGCUGCUAGGCAUAAUAUUGAAUUGGUAUUGCUUACAACACCAACUACUCCAACAACUCGCAUGAAAGCCAUUACUGAAGCUUCAGAAGGAUUCGUAUACCUUGUGAGUGCAGUCGGAGUUACUGGAGCUCGUGAAUCUGUGAGUUCUAAGGUUCAGUCUCUCCUGAAGGACAUUAAAGAGGCAACAUCUAAACCAGUGGCAGUCGGAUUUGGCAUUUCAAAACCGGAGCAUGUUAAGCAGGUGGCAGGAUGGGGAGCUGAUGGUGUCAUUGUUGGUAGUGCAAUGGUAAGAAUAUUAGGUGAAGCAAAAUCGCCGGAAGAAGGGUUGAAGGAAUUAGAGGUCUUCACCACAUCUUUAAAGUCUGCCCUCUCUUGAUCAGUGGUAGAAUUUAUGUUUUUGUAUUGUCAAGCUUGGGGCCAUCUCAUUUUUCAAAAUUAAGCUCUUAGAAGCAAAUGAAUCUUGAAAAUAGAUCGUCUGAUUUUAAGCUGAAGAUUUUGACAUUGAUAUUCUAGCUUGUAUUAGAUGCAAAAUUGUUUUCUAUGGUAUUUCAACUUUUGGGCAAAGACAUAUUUUCCCCGCUAUAUUGGCAAAAACCGAGUGCCAACUACUUUUGGCAAUUCACCUGA